AUGCUUUGCUGGCCGCUUUUCAGUCCAGGGCCUCGAGGGGCGAUCAUGGCAACUCUAAUUCCAGGUGCCAACAUAGUUCGUAUCAUUCUUACUGGAUCUGGCUUGUGGAAAGAUGAAGCCACUGCCAAGUCAAUGAGCAGAUUCGGUGACCACAGGGAGCUUCUCAAGGGACUGCUGUACUAUGUUACAACCAUCUCUUUCGCUUGUGCAAUCUGUUGGAGGAUUUCCCCUGUUGCCAUUGCAGCUAUCUGCAAUCUGUGUGCUGGAGAUGGGAUGGCGGACAUUGUGGGAAGAAGGUUUGGCAAGCAGAAACUACCUUACAACAGAAACAAGUCUGUAGCUGGGAGCAUUGCAAUGGCAUUAUCUGGUUUCGUAGCAUCUCUUGCGUAA
This is a messenger RNA of Linum tenue, 390 nucleotides long. The record is from the annotation of a GenBank genome assembly. NCBI's taxonomy places the organism in Eukaryota, Viridiplantae, Streptophyta, Magnoliopsida, Malpighiales, Linaceae.